Messenger RNA from Syngnathoides biaculeatus (alligator pipefish), 1817 nucleotides. RefSeq names its product regulator of G-protein signaling 13-like. The record is from RefSeq and is a predicted model, not a curated record. NCBI's taxonomy places the organism in Eukaryota, Metazoa, Chordata, Actinopteri, Syngnathiformes, Syngnathidae. The transcript is spliced from 5 exons. Bases 135 to 671 code for a protein of 178 amino acids.
UCUGCUCGUAUAAAAGUCGGUAUCUCGGUAGAUUAACCAAACAGUGUGAGAGCGAGGCUUUGUGCUGUUUAUCCGGAGCUUCUCGACAUACGUGCAUUCACCAAAAACCGAAUUUUUCAUCACUUCCAUACCGCAUGUCGAUUCUGCUCGAUUCCCCGGCGAGUGAGAGACUCCAAAACAUGGACACCGAGACAAAGAAACGGGCACCGUUGAGCCAAGCAAGCCUGAAGUCUCGGCUGCACUGCAGAUCAUUUCAAGGCUCGAGCACGAGAGGGAUUUGUUUCGAAGAGGUUUCCCAGUGGUCUCACUCCCUCGAGAAACUCAUCGCAUCGAAAUAUGGAACGAAGGUAUUCCAGGCCUUCCUGAAGUCGGAAUUCAGCGACGAAAACAUGGAGUUUUGGUUGGUGUGUGAGGAAUACAAGAAGAUCCGAUCCUCCUUCGGGAUGAAAUCCAAGGCGAAAAAAAUCUUUCAACAUUACAUCCAGGCUGAGGCUCCCCGAGAGAUUAACAUCGAUCACAAAACCAGAGAGCUGAUCAGGCGAAACGUGAAGACGGCCGGCGCCUGGUGCUUUGAUGACGCUCAAAGGAUCGUAUACGGGCUCAUGGAGAGAGAUUCUUACCCGCGCUUCCUCAGGUCUGACGUCUAUCGGGCUUUUCUGGACUCCAUCUGACUCGGCGAAGACGGGAAUACGCAUAUCCUCGUAUUCCAUAUGUUUGGAUUUUAAGCGAAAUGCUUCUCUGCCUGGGAGGAGGUGAACAUGCUCACUAUGUGAGGACCAAACACGAGUGGCCUCUUUUUACCCCUAAAGCAGAUGAAAAGCGCUUGUAAGCCGGAGUCACACAUCUCCCGUGAUGUAUUCAACAAUAUUUGAUAAAUGCAUACGCCAAUCGUCAAACCAACGAAAAGAAACAACCACAUCACUGCGGGGGUGUAAAAAGAUCUACCAAGUGAUAAGGUGGAAACAAACCAAAUCCGCACUUGUGUCAUGGUGUUGACCGUGAUGGCACCUGCCGUACUAUUAGGUACAAGCUGAAUGAGUUGUAGUUCACUUUUUGGAAGACUUUAGUCCCGACACAGGCGCCCUAUGGUGUGACGUUGGCGUUUUCCCAACACUCUACGGCAUUCUUAAGACAGGAAGUCAAAUUGUGGACAGAAUUUUUGCGCAUGUUUUUCAACGCUGUGCUAAAGAACGCCGCUGCAUCACAUUGUUUGUAUACGUCCAUUUUCUUAGCCACUUAUCCUCACAAGGGUCAGAGGAGUGCUGGAGCCUAUCCCAGCUGUCAACGGGCAGGAGGCGGGCGGGGUACACCCUGAACUGGUUGCCAGCCAAUCGUAGGCCACAAACACCCGCACUCACAAUCACAAUUAGGGGAAAUUUGGAGUGUCCAAUUAAUAUUGCAUGGUUUUUUUUUUUGUGAUGGGGUGGGGGGGGGGGGGUGGCCGAGUGCCCGGAGGAAACCUUCACAGCCACGGGGAGAACAUGCAAACUAAGAUGGAUGAAGACAACGCCUUCGUGCCACCCAAGUUUAUAUAUAUAUACACAUGAAAUAUUUGUAUGACUACCUUAUCUUUCUAUUUAAUUUCCAUCAAAAUGAAGCAUUAUUCUCUGUGUAAAAAGGGAUAAUAUUUGCUCUUGUAGUGGCUCUUAUUACAUUUUGUAAGACGCACUAUUUAAAUGACUGGCAUGUUUUUUGAGAUUUUUAAAUGCAUUUUAGGGUUUUGACAUUUAUCUUUGAUUUCCUAAAUUUUUAUUCAGUUAUUGUUACUCUGCAAAUCCUUUUGAAUAAACGAGAUAAUGGAUGUAAGUUUUUUUCUA